Molecule: messenger RNA, 1110 nt
Organism: Adineta ricciae
Lineage: Eukaryota; Metazoa; Rotifera; Eurotatoria; Adinetida; Adinetidae
Source: the annotation of a GenBank genome assembly
AUGACUCAUAAUGAUAUUGGACACAUAAAUAAUCUCAAUCAAAGUCAAUAUGAAGCUUUGAAAAAGUGUUGGAUUGUACUGACAGAUGCGAUAUGUGAAGAAAAUUCGAAACCGAUUGAUGAAAUUGUUGGUUCAAAUGAAGGUGAUGCAUUGUUUCAUUCUAUUGGUUAUGAUAAUCCCGAUGUUUUAAUUCUUCGUUGGUUACGAGCACGUAAAUGGGAUAUCGAUGCUGCUGUUCAACAAUUAAUGGAAACAUUAAAAUGGAGAAAAGAAUCGGCCGUCGAUAAUUUACUUUUAAAAGGUGAAAACGAACUGAAUUUAGAUGAAAUUCAAACAAAGAAAAGUUAUUAUAUGGGUUAUGAUAAAGUUGGUCGACCAAUCAGUUAUAUUCACGUUCGAGAACAUAUUAAAGAUCAAUUUCCUGCUGAACAAACAGAAAAAUUUGGAAUCUUUUCCGUCGAAAUAGGUCGAAAAUUACUUAAAGAAUCAAUUGAAACAGGAACAGUUGUUAUCGAUAUGAGUGGAUUUGGGAUGAAUAAUAUGGAUUAUACUUUAGUUAAAUAUUUUCUUCAUUUACUUGAAAAUUUUUAUCCCGAAUCACUUGGUCUUGCUUUGAUUGUUCAUUCACCAUUGAUUUUCUACAGUUGUUGGGCAGUGAUUAAACAUUGGUUAGAUCCAGUUAUACAAAAUAAAAUUCAUUUUCUUCGAAAUAAUCAAGAUUUAUUGGAAUUUAUUCAUCCAUCAAAUAUUCCCAAAUGUUUACAAGGAAAUCAUCCUGAUUUCCAAUAUGUUCCACCAUCCAAUGAAGAAAAGACGAUGCAGAAAGCAUUUUAUGCUGAUAAACAAGGAAGAAAAAUUGCUCGAGCGAAUCAUCGACGAGCUGCUCGAGAUUAUUUGAAUAUAACUUUACGAUGGGCAAAUGGAGAUGAAAAUUUAGUAGAAGAAAGAAAACAAGCGACACGGGAUUUACGAGAUACUUUUGAACGAUUUGUUCCUUAUAUUCAUAAUCAAACAUGUUAUCAUCGAAUUGGAAUGAUCAAUGAACCGAUUUUUAAUAUUGCUUAUCAAAAUCUUUGUGAAAGAAAUCAAUUAAAUAUUGUACAGUUUUAA